Molecule: messenger RNA, 582 nt
Organism: Drosophila kikkawai
Lineage: Eukaryota; Metazoa; Arthropoda; Insecta; Diptera; Drosophilidae
Source: RefSeq, a predicted model, not a curated record
UGCGUGGUCGGCACUCCAGUUAGUCAAAGUUAAAGCCAGCAUUAUGCAGCAGUCCCAGAUCCUGAGAAGUCUGUGCCUCUUGGCGGUCUUCAGUUCCAUGACCGCGGUGGUGCUAGGAAUAUGCGACAGCUGCCAAACCAACAAUGUGGCCUGCCUGAACGAAACCCACUACCGGAUGUGCUCCGCCAAUGUGGCGCCCAAUCAGAUCCUGAAGUGCGGCGAAGGCAAAGUCUGCACCGAGUAUACCGCCAUUUGCUUGGACGAAAACGCCGUGACACCCGCCUGUCCUGCCGACGGAGCCAACGGAUCCUGCGAAACCUGCGACGGCACGAACCUCUUCGUCUGCACCAGCCGCACCACUUUCCAGAUGUGCGACGGCACCACUCUGACGGAUCAGGUCACCUAUUGCAAGGAUAACAAGGUCUGCUCGAUCUCUUCCGGAAAGUACUGCGUGGAUAGCUGCGAGAUCACGGGCUCUGUGGAGUGCGACAGGGCUGCUCCAUAAGGAAGAGAGGUUCUUCUUUAUUGUAUAAUAUCAAAUUUACCGAAUAAAUAAAGUUUUUUAUAAUAACUAAAAUAAAA